AGGAUCUGGACUUCACUGACAGCCGGAUAUUGAUGGGCGGGGCCUCAGAUUGCCAGUAACCAAGAUGGCGCAGCACACAGAUGCAUCUCUGGGUGAUGGUGACUUUGAGGACGUCCCGGAUCUGUCAGACGGUGAGGAUGAUGGAGCCUGGGAUGAUGAUGAGGAUGAUGGUGGUGCUGGUCUGGAGGUCCGCUGUCUGUUCUGUGACAGGACACACUCGUCUCCAGAAGAGAUCUUCACUCACUGCCGGGCCCAGCACCAGUUUGACAUCCAGCAGAUCAUUUCCCGGCACGGUCUUGACUUUUACGGAUACGUUAAACUCAUCAACUUCAUCAGAUCUACAAGCUGCGCCGCGGAGAGUCUGACUGAGGUCCCCGACCCCAAACCCUGGGAUAAGGAAGAAUACUUCAGGCCGGUCAUCCCGGACGAUGGACUACUUCAGUACGAUUUUGAAGAUAUGGACCAUGACAACGAGAAGUCCUCAAACGCCAAAACGGGCGCUGAACUAUCGUUCCAGGAGCGGUUAAAGCAGGCGGAGAGCCGGGUGCUGGAAACGGAGGAAACCCUGGCCAACGUCCUCCAGGAGCUUAAUGGGAUGAGACAACUUGCGCAGGAUUUUGUGAUGAACGCAGAUGUCAGAUGUGGUUCGUCUUCCGCUGGGCCCAUCGCAGACCUGGAUGAGAAUGAGGACGGCGCCUACUUCGGCUCCUACGGGCACUUCGGGAUACAUGAAGAGAUGUUAAAGGAUGCAGUGCGGACAGAAAGCUACAGGAACUUCACGUACCAGAAUCCUGAUCUAUUUAAAGACAAGGUGGUUCUUGACGUUGGCUGCGGUACUGGAAUUCUAUCAAUGUUUGCCGCAAAGGCUGGCGCCAAAAAAGUGUACGGAGUCGAUCAGUCAGAGAUCAUCUACCAGGCGAUGGACAUUAUCCGCCUGAAUAAGUUAGAAGAUAGAAUCUCUCUGAUUAAAGGGAGAAUAGAAGAGAUCGAUUUACCGGUGGAGAAGGUGGAUAUAAUUAUUUCGGAAUGGAUGGGUUACUUCCUGCUGUUCGAGUCGAUGCUGGAUUCCGUUAUUUAUGCAAAGGACAAGUAUCUGAACGCCGGAGGAGCAGUGUAUCCAGACCGCUGUAACAUCAGCAUUGUGGCUCUGUAUGAUGCCGAGAAGCACACCGGAAAGCUGGCCUUCUGGGACGACGUCUAUGGGUUUAAUAUGUCGUGUAUGAAGAAAGCCGUCUUACCAGAGGCCAUAGUGGAGGUUGUCAAUCCGGACACCAUUAUCUCCGAGCCAGUUAUUAUAAAGGACAUUAACUGUCUGACGGCCGCGGUGAAGGAUUUGGAUUUUUGCACAGAUUUCUCCCUGCCAAUAUCAAGGGACGGGGCGUGCACGGCCAUCGCCGGAUAUUUUGACAUGUUCUUCAAGAAGGAUUGUCAUACCCCAGUGUCGUUCUCCACCAGCCCCACAUGCACCAGGACCCACUGGAAGCAGACCGUCUUCCUUCUGGAGAAGCCGCUGACUGUCAAUGCAGGUAAAACUCUGGACGGCAAGAUAACCGUGCGCAAGAACAGGAAGGACCCCCGCUCUCUCCUUAUAACCCUGUCUGUAGCUAGCAUCACCCAGACCUACACUCUGCAGUAAUGGAGGGGGUCACUGUGGGGGCAUUCAGCACUUCUUCUUUUUCUAUCCUUUGGAAUAAAGUCAUUUAAAAAAUAAAAAUAAAAAAAGUUACUUGCGGUUGUCGACUGCAGUCCGUCUCAGAAUUUGGGACUGAUACACGGCGCAGGCAGACAUUGUGUAAGAGACCACUGACUGAUUUCAUGGCUUGUGUUUUCAUCUAUUUAUCUGACCGCUCGGCAAAAGGUUUCAAGGUUUGGCUUCAUGUUUUUAUUGCCAUUUGAGUACAAAAUCAUUGAUCCCAAAUUCACGCUCUUAAAGAAGACCUCUCGCCUCUCCUGACAUGUAAUACCAAUUCUGGAACGUCUAUUCUCAUGACUCUGUGUUGUACCAGUCCAUUGUGAUUUCCACUAAAACUUAUGAAUGAAUUGCCAGCAGUUUGUAGUAAAGGUACAGAUGGGUGUUACCCGUUGGGGGGUUGUUCCUGCACAGUGUGACCGCAGCAGCACUGAUUGGACAGU
Molecule: messenger RNA, 2133 nt
Organism: Bufo bufo (common toad)
Lineage: Eukaryota; Metazoa; Chordata; Amphibia; Anura; Bufonidae
Gene: PRMT3
Product: protein arginine methyltransferase 3
Exons: 16
Coding region: 65-1636 (523 amino acids)
Biological process (GO): peptidyl-arginine methylation
Cellular component (GO): nucleus
Molecular function (GO): protein-arginine N-methyltransferase activity
Source: RefSeq, a predicted model, not a curated record